AUGCCCAAGGAAUACUUCUCCCCCUACGCCCCGCGCAGACCGCGCUCUCCAAGGCUGGUGCUGAUUUGGGUGUCGACAUUCGUAUUCAUCCUCUGGAUGACGUGGUACAUCGCGACGCGGCACAAGGAGCGGGCGGCCCCCUACGUUGAGGAAUUCAUGCACCCGGGGAGGGGACCGAGGAGGGUACAGGAGGCUGGUGCGGGAAGUGAGCCGGGCCGCAGCUGGCGGUUCUGA
Messenger RNA from Parathielavia appendiculata, 234 nucleotides. RefSeq lists its product as uncharacterized. Lineage: Eukaryota; Fungi; Ascomycota; Sordariomycetes; Sordariales; Chaetomiaceae. The transcript has 2 exons. The record is from RefSeq and is a predicted model, not a curated record. The coding region runs from base 1 to 234 and encodes 77 amino acids.